Molecule: messenger RNA, 10260 nt
Organism: Cygnus atratus (black swan)
Lineage: Eukaryota; Metazoa; Chordata; Aves; Anseriformes; Anatidae
Gene: ZMYND8
Product: zinc finger MYND-type containing 8
Exons: 23
Coding region: 1044-4451 (1135 amino acids)
Biological process (GO): regulation of DNA-templated transcription
Molecular function (GO): protein binding
Source: RefSeq, a predicted model, not a curated record
ACAACAAAGAGACAUACAGUGACUUUGCUUUCUGUGUGAGGGGCAUUUUUCCUCAUAACGGAACUGAAUAGAAAGGAGCUUAUGGGAAGCUGUUAGGAAUCAAGGUGCAGAUGUGAAAGAAAACUAGACAAGAAAGAAAAUAAGAGAGCAGCCAGCAGAAGGGCUGAGAAGUACGAAUAGGAGCUGGCAAAGAAGGCACCGGAGAACUGAGGGGGAGCUGAGGGCGCCCGGUCCGGGUGCACGGAGCUGGGCGUCAGGGCGAAGAGGAACCGUGAUCAAAACCCUACAUGGAUGAGGGGAAAGGCAGACGGUGCCGGAGGAGCGGGGCAGAGGCCCCCAGCCGCAGGGCUGAAGCACAGAGGAGGCUCUGAGGCGGGCACCCCAAAGCGGCUGCCUCACAGCAGGACCGGGACCAGGCGCCGCUCCCCUCAGCGGCCAGCGGCCACCUCGCCCCGCCCGGUACCUCGAACAUCAGCCCCAGCAGGAUGCCCACGGCCAGGUAGGACGCGGCGUCCGCGUGGUUCUGGAGGACGAACUCAGGGCUGAGCACCGGCGGGCUCCUGCCCUUCCUGCGGAGCCCCAUCGCGCCCGCGGCCCCACUGAGGGGUGCGGCGACUCCCGCCCAACCGCCUUCACCUCACACACGGUAAACACAUCCAGCCCCAUGGGCCCACCCCCUCCUCAGUUUUAACCAAUCAAGAUGAAGGCAACCACGAGUGGCGGCGGUGAAAGCUAAUGGUUAGGCGACUUGGAAGAGCGGUUUUUAAGGGGGUGAAGCUUCGUGAGGCGGUUGGGCGCUCGCGGCUGGAGACGGGGUCAUGUUCAAGCAGUGAAGUGACCCCUUCUACCUGUUACAAGUAUGCUGUUUUCAGUAGAUCUCUAAAGUGCUGAAGUCUUGUCUUUGGCAUAGCUGUAGAAAUCAACCAGAGAUCUGCUUGCCCACGCAGAAGGAACUGAGAAUGACUUCUUUAUUUUAUGCUUCAGUUAAAUAAGAUGAUUUAAUUCGGAAUUUGAGAAAAUUCAGAGGAAAAAAAGUCAUCAUCAUGGGUUUGGCUGAAGAGGAAAUAAAGGCAGAGCAGGAGGUGGUGGAGGGGAUGGAUAUCUCCACUCGAUCCAAAGAUCCUGGCUCUGCCGAACGCACAGCACAAAAAAGGAAGUUUCCCAGCCCUCCACAUUCCUCUAAUGGCCACUCACCACAAGAUGCAUCAACAAGUCCUAUAAAAAAGAAAAAGAAACCUGGUCUAUUGAACAGUAAUAAUAAAGAGCAGUCAGAACUAAGACAUGGUCCGUUUUACUAUAUGAAGCAGCCACUCACCACAGACCCUGUUGAUGUUGUACCACAGGAUGGACGGAAUGAUUUCUAUUGCUGGGUUUGUCAUCGGGAAGGCCAAGUCCUCUGCUGUGAACUCUGUCCUCGGGUUUAUCAUGCUAAGUGUCUGAAACUGACAGCGGAACCAGAGGGGGAUUGGUUUUGCCCAGAAUGUGAGAAAAUCACAGUUGCAGAAUGCAUAGAAACACAGAGUAAAGCUAUGACAAUGCUCACCAUUGAACAGCUAUCAUAUUUACUGAAGUUUGCACUACAGAAAAUGAAACAGCCAGGGACAGAGCCAUUUCAAAAGCCAGUUUCACUGGAUCAACACCCAGAUUAUGCAGAAUAUAUCUUUCAUCCAAUGGACCUUUGUACAUUAGAGAAGAAUGUUAAAAAGAAAAUGUACGGUUGCACUGAAGCAUUUUUGGCUGAUGCCAAAUGGAUUUUGCACAACUGCAUUAUUUACAAUGGGGGAAAUCACAAAUUGACACAAACAGCAAAAGUCAUCAUCAAAAUCUGUGAGCAUGAGAUGAAUGAAAUUGAAGUAUGUCCGGAAUGUUACUUAGCUGCUUGCCAAAAACGAGAGAAUUGGUUUUGUGAGCCUUGUAGCAAUCCUCAUCCUUUGGUCUGGGCUAAACUCAAAGGCUUUCCAUUCUGGCCUGCUAAAGCACUGAGGGAUAAAGAUGGGCAAGUUGAUGCCCGUUUCUUUGGCCAACAUGACAGGGCCUGGGUUCCAAUAAAUAAUUGCUACCUCAUGUCAAAAGAAAUUCCUUUUUCUGUGAAAAAGACUAAAAGCAUCUUCAAUAGUGCAAUGCAAGAAAUGGAGGUUUAUGUUGAUAACAUUCGCAGAAAGUUUGGAGUAUUUAAUUAUGCACCUUUCCGGACACCAUAUACUCCCAACAAUCAAUACCAAAUGUUGUUAGAUCCUGCAAACCCAACUGCUGGAACUGCAAAGACAGACAAACAGGAGAAAAUCAAACUGAACUUUGAUAUGACAGCAUCGCCCAAGAUUCUAAUGAGCAAGCCUAUGUUGAGCAGUAGUACUGGUCGUAGGAUUUCGUUGACAGAUAUGCCACGGUCACCAAUGAGUACAAACUCAUCAGUGCACACUGGAUCUGAUGUUGAACAGGACGCAGAGAAAAAAGCAACUUCCAGUCAUUUUAGUGCAAGCGAAGAAUCCAUGGACUUUACAGAGAAAAAUACAGCUUCUCCAGCACCAACAAGAGCAGGUCAAGCAGGGAGCUUGUCAGGCAGUCCCAAACCCUUCUCUCCUCAAGCGUCAACGCCAAUUUCUGCUAAGCAAGAAAGAACUUCCACUCCGGGAAGCAUUCUGAAUCUUAAUCUUGAUCGUAGCAAAGCUGAGAUGGAUCUGAAAGAGUUGAGUGAGUCAGUCCAACAGCAGUCCACCCCUGUGCCACUCAUUUCACCAAAACGACAGAUACGUAGUAGGUUCCAGCUUAAUCUUGACAAGACAAUAGAGAGUUGUAAAGCACAACUUGGAAUAAAUGAAAUAUCUGAAGCUGUUUAUACUGCAGUAGAACACAGUGACUCUGAAGAUUCUGAAAAAUCUGACACCAGUGACAGUGAAUAUAGUGAUGAGGAUCAGAAAUCAAAGAAUGAUCAAGAAGAUGGAGAGGAUAAGGAAGGUACAAGGAGCGACAAAGAAUCAUUGAGCUUGAAAAAAAAACCUAAGCCCCCAGCACAGAAUGAAGACAAGGAGGAACUUAAAAGCACAAGUCCAGAAGUGGAGAAAACAGAUGACCCAGUCAAAGAAAAGGCAAUUACUGACACUGAGAAAGAAUAUUCUGAAAAGGGAAAAAGUUUGCAACAUCCUGCAAAAGAAAAACUGAAAGGUAAAGAUGAGACAGACUCUCCAACUGUGCAUCUAGGACUGGACUCUGAUUCUGAGAGUGAACUUGUCAUUGAUCUCGGAGAUGAUCAUUGUGGGCGUGAAGGACGGAAAAACAAGAAAGAAUCUAAAGAACCUCCUCCUAAACAAGAUGUUGUAGGUAAAACUCCACCUUCUUCCAGUGCAAGCACCCAGCCUCUACCAGAAACUCCAGUUCUUACCCGCUCUGCAGCACAGACUCCACCAGCUGGUGUGACAGCAACUACCAGUGCUACUUCUACUGUUAGCGCUCCAUCUGCAGCCACUGGAAGCCCUGUGAAAAAGCAGAGACCUCUGCUGCCUAAGGAAACAGCCCCUGCUGUGCAGCGAGUAGUGUGGAAUUCUUCAAAUAAAUUUCAGACAUCUUCUCAAAAAUGGCACAUGCAGAAGGUGCAGAGACAGCAGCAACAGCAGCAGAACCAGCAGUCUCAGUCACAGCAACCUCAGUCCUCUCAAGGCACAAGAUACCAGACAAGACAAGCAGUUAAAGCUGUGCAGCAGAAAGAGAUCACCCAGAGCACUUCCACAUCAACUAUAACCUUGGUUACAAGUACUCAACCGAUUUCUAUGGUUACAAGUUCUGGAUCUGCAAAUACACUUUCUUCCUCAGUUAAUACAGACUUGCCAAUUGCAACAGCUUCAGCUGAUGUGGCUGCAGAUAUUGCUAAAUAUACUAGCAAAAUGAUGGAUGCCAUCAAAGGAACAAUGACUGAAAUUUAUAAUGAUCUUUCAAAAAAUACCACUGGAAGUACAAUAGCUGAGAUUCGGCGUUUGAGGAUUGAGAUAGAAAAACUUCAAUGGUUACAUCAACAGGAACUCUCAGAAAUGAAGCAUAAUCUAGAACUGACAAUGGCUGAAAUGCGUCAGAGUCUGGAACAAGAAAGAGAUCGUUUGAUUGCUGAGGUGAAGAAGCAGCUGGAAAUGGAAAAGCAGCAAGCAGUGGAUGAAACUAAGAAGAAGCAGUGGUGUGCCAACUGCAAGAAAGAGGCCAUCUUUUAUUGCUGUUGGAAUACUAGCUACUGUGACUAUCCCUGCCAACAAGCUCACUGGCCUGAGCAUAUGAAAUCUUGCACACAGUCAGCUACUGCAACACAGCAAGAAACUGAUACUGAAAUUAGCACAGAAACAUUAAAUAAAUCAUCACAGCCCAGUUCAAGUGUGCAGCCUACACCCACAGAAACAGCCAGCACCCCCAAGGAGAAGGAAGUUUCAGCUGAUAAAAGCAAAGAGAGUGUUACAGACCCAUCAGUGUAGCUUCUGGUCUGGAUCUUUCGAUACAAGUUGCCUUCUGAUAAGCAAUACUGACUGCAGCACUUCCAAGCCCUUCUUGCCUGGGGGUUCAGAGGCCAAGCUCAAGACCUGCAUUCAAAUCAACUUACUUUAUCACAACAGACUGCCACUAGGGUACCACAAUGUUCCAUAACACUGAUACAACAGUUCACCUGGAUCUACAGUUAACGGAGCAGUGUGCAGUUACGAAAUCCUCCAUAGCAUCUACUCUGAUAGUAUUCAGUAGGCAAGGAUGAGCAAAUGCUCUAAUAAAAGGGACUUAACAUUGCAUAUAUAGAAAAUGUUUAUAGAGAAGAUUUUGCUUUAUAGGUAGGACUUGACUAUUAGCAAUUUCAGCACCGUUUUUCUUCUGCCCUUGCAAGAUUUAUUAAAUGAAAAAUUUUAUGGGGGGGGCUGAUCCUUCAAACCCUUACACAUGAUCCCCUACAUCCGUAGGAACCUUGUUGUAUUUUAAAAUAUUAAAAGCAAACUAAUUUUGUAGUAUUGUGAUUCCAGCAUGAUGUCUCAUUGAGAUAGUCCUCUAGAAUUGGGAAGCAUAGUAAACUAGAGAGCUGUGUUCAUUUCUUGACACUUUUGCUACUACUGUCUGAUGUUAGAUCUUUGGGCUUGACAUGUCAUCUAAGGGAUUAAGUUGGGAAACAUUUAAAGAGGGGAAAAAGGAUGUGCUGUUCCACCUGAAUUCUUUGGGGAAGUUAGUUGAACUUUGGCUCAGUUGAAGUUCGUACGUAUUGUCUGUGGCAGCACAACUUUUGAAUUACUGGAGAAAUACGGGAUGGGAUUACCUAAAACUUUUGCCAGGGAAUAAUCCAAUUAUACUAAUCUGGAAUUGCUUUCACAUAGGUGUUCUACCUGAAACAUCAUGCUGUAUACAUUGAUCAUGUUCAUAAUUUGAAUUUUGUUUUAUUAACAAAGAAGUAACCUGUGAAUUCAUUAAGAUACAAAUUUUUAACACGAACAAAACAUCCAACAUAAAUUUCAUAUUAUAAUAAUAAUGACUAGGUGGAAUUUAUGUAAAAGCUGAGACUUUUACUGAGGUUACCUGUGCUGUCUCUGCAGAUAGCAACAGGUGUGACAAGCAACCAGCCUAUAAAACUGGUCCAGGUACCGCAGACCACCACCUAUAUUCCAACUACUCAACCCACAAUUGUAAGUACAAUAUAUCAUUUAAAGUCUGCAGUAGUACUGUUCCUGGCAUUAAAAUUGCUCAGUAUUUCUGGGGGGUUGUCUCCGUACGCUGUUCUAUCAAGAUAUGAAUUCACUGGUGUAGUCUCAACUUGCAGUGCAAAAUGUCCUAUUUUGCUGUGCAACAUUCCACCCUAUCAUUUCAUCCAUUGAUUAUUACAAAGAUUGAGAAGCUCUCAAUAAGAACAGCUAAGGCACUGAGGACAGUCAGACUUCCAUUUUUCCUUAUUGUGUUAGUUAUUUGUCCGUUUCAUGUAUAUACUUGAAAACAACAUCAAUGUAAAUAUAUAGAAUUCAUUUAAAAUAUCUUUUUGUCUAUGGUAUCCUAAAGAGAUUUAAUGAAUUCUGAGCUAUGCUUGAUAUUCCUGUGACAUCUCAGUAACUCUGGAAAAAAAAUAUGCAUUCAGCAGUAGUGUAUCUCCCAUGCAGUAUUGCACAUUAGCGUUAUGAAAUUACGAGAAAUAGCAUUGCGUUCAGACCUGUUUUUUUCCACUGAAAACUUUACCAAGGACACUUGAAUACCCUAGUAUCAGUCACCGGAGAUGGGACAGAAGUGAGUUUGCUUUUUUUGGAUUUUGUACACCAUACUAUCACAUUCUUUCAACUCGUGGUGUUCUGCGGUGUUCACUUCAGAGUCAGCACGGCAGCUGAGCUGACAUUCUUACCAAAAGAGAAAUGCUGAUACUGCACUGGUAACUGAACUGCAUGCCUUGUCUCAGUGGGGGGUUCAGCUGAGAAGCCCAUGUUUGGGUAACUUCAUUUUCUGCCUGAAGUUAGAUAAUUUAAAUUCAUUUUCAUCCUGUGACUGUGAGGCCUGGUUUGCUAAGUUUUCUCUCUCUGUCUUUCUCUCUCUCUGUGUUCACACAGACAUGCAUGCACCUUUCCCUGCCAGCUGCAGCAUACCACACCUGUGUGCAUUGGAAUACAUGCACCUCCACACAUACACGCGGUGUUUCAUAGCCAUCAUACUCCACACAAAAAAUGUAUUGCUUAUAGUGGCUGUCAUUACUUGUCACAUUCCUAAGCAUUUUUACUCAACUCAUUUCGUCUCAACUGAGAGCACUGUGCAUCUUUGCAGGAUUGGCAUGAAGUUACUUGGACUGAAUUCCCAUAACAAGGUUUUGUGUGUUUUAAAGUCAAAUAGGAAACAUCAGUGAAGUUAGGUUCUUUUGUGAAUAGCUGAGAGGUUCUAAGAUCAUAAAGUGGUUUCGUGUAAUAUUCAGAAAAAUGGCAGUUACCUUCAUCAGUUUUCUGUAAAACAAAAUGUAUUGAGUUAUGUAAAGCGUAAGUGGAACAUCUGAAAGGUUUCAACCUUUAUUUCUGCAUGUUUAAAACUUUGUACACGUAUAUGCAUUAGUCUUGCACAGCUACAGACACCUCUGUAUUCUAACAAUUGCACGUGCAAUUUAAAUAAUUUUAAACCUUAGUGCAUGUUUAAUAUGUAUACAAAAUGUACAUAUGUGAAAAGCUGGCAGAGGUGGAGAAUUUACCUCUCAGGGAAUGAUCCUAACACAUUUAAGGAGUCUUGCACAUUCCAUAUCCCGUUCACUCUAAUAACUGAAACUUUUUUUUUUCAUUUGUGUAAGUGUGUAUAUUUAAAAGACAACUGUGGCAACCUUAAUUUCCCCGCCUAUAGCACUAACAGUGACUUACACAAUGGCUUCCUUAGGGUUCAAUUUGCACUUUGUUUCCAACUAGGAACUUCUCCCCUCUGAACAACUUCCAGUAUAUCUUCUGGGUACCAUUUCCACUGAACUCUCUUUACACAUCUGAAAUCAUUGUAAAAUGACAACAAUCUUGAAUUUAUUUAGAAAAUUGGUUUCGUUUUGGUUUUUAUUCUUUCUGCAGUUAAAUAUUGUAAAAAUCUGAAUUCAUCAUCUUUGCAUUCCAGGGAAUGGAAUGAGUAGGCUUCUGGAAGGCAUAGACUUUGUCACAAAGGAGCUGAUAAACACUCUAGGUUGUAAUCCAUCUCAGUAGGGAUAUUCACAACCUUUGGUGAAUACCAUCAAGACACUAAUGUGAUUUCUUAAAACAAUGUGGGGAGACGUUGGGCUUCAGUGAACUUGUAUUUCUUCUUCCAUGUUCUCUCUGGAACUUUACACUAACAGUAAGGGGAAGACCUGGGCAUCCCUUUCAGAUAUCUCAAAUUCUCACUUCUUGUUUCUUCCACUAAAUAUUGUGAACUGAAAUGGAUGCAUUUGUUUGAUCACCAGUUGUCCAUCACUGGAAUUGUAUCAAAACAUACUUGCAAUUUGUGUGUUAUAGACAUUUCUAAACUUUCUCACGUUUUUGUAGGAAAGUUAAGAUACAGGCUUAAGAUUGAAUAAAUCGUUUUCCAGAUCUUCCAGAGUGAUGUGACCGUUUCCAGACUGUUUAACGUUCUUGUGCCUUUGUCUCUGCAUCUGUAGAAUCAAUUACCACCCAUGGAGAUGUCCUGAAACUUCAUUUGUUAAGAUUUAUAAAUCAUGAUCUGUAUGAUGGAAGUGAAAAAUUUAUUCUAUAUUAGUAUUUUUACGGGGAGUAUAAGACAAUUCCCAGUAAUCCUGAUGUUUUUGUUAUCUAUUUGUGUAAAAGUUAAGUACUUUUUUGUUUAACCGGAUGUUCUUUGCUCUCUUCUGUGUAGACUGAAUGCAUGGAGGAGUUCCUUUUGGGAAAAAGAAAAAGAAAAAAAAAAGAGAUUUAACUAAUGUGUAACAGGAAUAUACUUAUAAACAAGGGUAUUUUUGUACUCCAGUUUGAUUCGUCAAAACUUUUUUCAAAUGACAAAGGAUUUUCUUAGCCCUUUUUUGUCUCCCCAUGUAUUAAUUUGGGGAAAAUAUGUAACUGGACGUAGUAACUUUGAAAACCUAAUUCUCCUAGCAUAGGCAGAGUGUGUACAUUACCUAUAGGAACAACUGUCCCUGUAAUUAUGAAGUAGUAAUAAUACAGUAAAAAACUCUUGGCUCUAGGAAAGUAAUAUACUACUUUCUGCCUUGGAAUAAGGUAAUAUUGUGGUAAUAAAGGUAUUAAUUCUUGCACAAAAUUGGAACUUGUUCUGGAUUUUCCCUGGAAAAUAAAUCUCUAUUUCUGUGGUCAUGUUAAUAUGACCUUUAACAUAACAAUAUGUUUCUCUUGGUUUUAAUUCACAGACCAUUCCUGUAGUGGUAAGUCCUUCUGCUGGGACAGUAGCAAUGAGAACUGGAGUUCAGUAUGUUCAGACCACAAUGCCAGUCCAAGUACGAAGAGUCUAACUGCUAACAAGAAGUCCAUACAAUUGUUGGAAAAAAUAAAUCUAAUAGAGAUGUGAAAAAUAAACACAGUUCUUUGGAUUAACCUCAAAGGUUCAGACUUUAGCUUUGUAUAUGUGUACAAAGCAUUAACUACACUACAUUAAUGUAAAGCAUUAGCGCUGGCUUAGAAAAGCUGAGGACAGGUAAGAUCCGUGUUAAAUCUAUGCUUCUUUUGUAAAUAAUGUACAAUUUGUGGAUGUCAUUAGAGUACCAUCUCCUUUUUAUAUUUGUAUUGACUUUAACUUAUAAAGAGUGUUUGAAGUUGGAAAAGAAAGGUUUAAAAUAGCCUUAUCACAAGCUAAUACUGAAAACUGGUCUCAGAAAAUUGCAGUUGUGCAUCAAAUAAUAUAAUCAGGAGAAUAUGAACAACUUGAUUUGCAUUUGGAUUGAAAACAAUUUCUGCACUUUGAAACUCUUGUAGAAUUUCUUGUUGAGCAACCAAAUGACGAAGGGUAUCUUUUUUUCUGUUAAUUGUAUUAGGCGAAUUACGACAUUUCCAAUCUGUGGACCUGAAAUACAUAUUUACAUUGCUUUUUACAGUGACCAGACUGUUAAAAUUGUUUACAAGAGACAAGUUAAAAUUUCAGCCUAAUAUCAGGAAAGUUUGAAAGUGUAAUACCAGCUGGUUGGUGGCAUUAUUUCUUAUCGCUAAUAUCAAAGAUGAGAAGGGGUUUGGGUUUUGGUUUUCCUGUGCUUCACAGUUCAGUUUUAUUUUCUUCUUCCUCUUCUUCUUCUUCUUCUUUCUUUUUAAUCCUCUCAAAAGGAUUUUGAAAAGCUUUUCAAAUGGAGCAAGAGCUAGGUGUGGAGAAAAACAUGGAUCAGGAAACAUGGGCAAAGGACUUUUGAUGCUGGGCCAGAGCAUGUAUUAUUUAUAUGAUGGAAUUUAUGUUUUUAUGUAAGCAUGAAACAGUACAGUAUGAGAGAAAGUAACCCAUGAAAAUGCUGUCUGUUACACUUAUACUGUAGUACCAUUUUGUAUGUUGUGUAAAACGAAAGCAUUGAACAAAGCAAAGGUGAUGUAUGUAUAUGAGAAAAUUAAUUGUAUGAUAUCAUUCCAGUACAUUCUGUUGUACAUUUUAGUCAUGUUGAUUUCUCCCAUUGUUUAUAAAAGAAUGCGGUUUGUACAGUCUCCAGCUAGUACCCAUAUUAGAGGGAAAAAAGUAUUAAAAGAAAAAAGCGAGAACAGAAUUAUUCGUGAAUUGCAGUUGUGUCAAAAAUAGCCUAGCUGGCCUUAUUUGUGAAGCAUAAUUGCUUUUAGCAUAUGGAAGUAUUUUUUCACAUUUUCUUUGUAUAAAAUUUGUAUUAAACUUAAAUAUCUUUUU